AUGGCAUCUGCUGGCCUCCCUAAACCACGAAUACCCACUCCUCCAGAAUACCCACUCCUCCAGAAUACCCACUCUCCAGAAUACCCACUCCUCCAGAAUACCCACUCCUCCAGAAUACCCACUCCCACAGAAUACUCCACUCUCUCCAGAAUACUCCACCUCCCCAGAAUACCCACUCCUCCAGAAUACCCACUCCUCCAGACACACUCCCCAGAAUACCAACCCCCAGAAUACCCACUCCUCCAGAAUACCCACCCCCCAGAAUACUCCACUCCUCCAGAAUACCCACUCCUCCAGAAUAACACUCCUCCAGAAUACCCACUCUCCAGAAUACUCCCACCCCCCCAGAAUACCCACUCCUCCAGAAUACCCAAUUUCCAGAAUACCCACCCCCAGAAUACCCACUCCCCCCAGAAUACCCACCCCCAGAAUACCUGCACCCCCCAGAAUACCCACCUCCAGAAUACCCACUCCUCCAGAAUACCCACUCCUCCAGAAUACUCACUCCUCCAGAAUACCCCACCACCCCCAGAAUACCCACUCCCUCCAGAAUACCCACCCCCAGAAUACCCACUCCUCCAGAAUACCCACUCCUCCAGAAUACCCACUCCUCCAGAAUACCCACUCCUCCAGAAUAUCCACUCCUCCAGAAUACCCACUCCUCCAGAAUACCCACUCCUCCAGAAUACCCACUCCCCCAGAAUACCCACUCCUCCAGAAUACCCACUCCUCCAGAAUACCCACUCCUCCAGAAUACCCCACAUCCUCGGCUAUUAUUAA
Molecule: messenger RNA, 780 nt
Organism: Homarus americanus (American lobster)
Lineage: Eukaryota; Metazoa; Arthropoda; Malacostraca; Decapoda; Nephropidae
Product: extensin-like
Exons: 2
Coding region: 1-780 (259 amino acids)
Source: RefSeq, a predicted model, not a curated record